Molecule: messenger RNA, 171 nt
Organism: Hansenula anomala
Lineage: Eukaryota; Fungi; Ascomycota; Saccharomycetes; Phaffomycetales; Wickerhamomycetaceae
Gene: TOM7
Product: Tom7p
Exons: 2
Coding region: 1-171 (56 amino acids)
Biological process (GO): protein insertion into mitochondrial outer membrane; protein import into mitochondrial matrix
Cellular component (GO): mitochondrial outer membrane translocase complex; mitochondrial outer membrane
Source: RefSeq, a predicted model, not a curated record
AUGGCUUUUGCAUUAUCAGACGAAUCAAAAGAAAGAAUCACUAAAAUCAUGGAUUCAGCAAGAUUAAUUGCUCAUUACGGUUGGAUUCCAUUUGUUUUAUACUUGGGUUGGUCACAAACUCCAAAUCGUCCACCUUUAUUAGCUUUAUUAUCUCCAUUACCAUCUGUUUAA